This is a messenger RNA of Protobothrops mucrosquamatus (brown spotted pit viper), 1206 nucleotides long. It is a transcript of the gene SLC25A24, whose product is annotated as solute carrier family 25 member 24. The annotation marks the transcript as partial. The transcript is spliced from 8 exons. Lineage: Eukaryota; Metazoa; Chordata; Lepidosauria; Squamata; Viperidae. The record is from RefSeq and is a predicted model, not a curated record. Gene Ontology annotation, cellular component: mitochondrial inner membrane. Gene Ontology annotation, molecular function: ATP transmembrane transporter activity; calcium ion binding. Gene Ontology annotation, biological process: transmembrane transport.
UUAUUUUUUUACGAUCGGCUUUGGCGUGUAACCGUGCUUUGGCUCUCUUCCUGCUAUUUAUCCCCAUUUUGUUGUUUAGCCCUCCGGACUAAAAAGUUCUUAGGCUGCACAAUGCUCCGCAUUCUGGGGAGCUUUGUGUUCCCGGAGGCUGCCUGUGAAGCGGCCGAAAGUAAGUCGAGGUACGAAAACCUCUUCAAGAAACUAGAUAGCAACCAGGAUGGUCGAGUGGACAUUGCUGAGCUGCAAAGUGGCCUUAAGGAGUUGGGCAUCCCUCUGGGAGAUGACGCGGAGAAGAAAAUUUUCAGAGCUGGUGACACUAAUCAGGAUGGAAGACUGGACUUUGAAGAAUUUACACAUUAUCUUAAAGACCACGAAAAGAAAAUGAAGCUUGCAUUUAAAAGUCUGGAUAAAAAUAAUGAUGGUAGGAUUGAAGCCUCAGAGAUAGUUCACUCCCUGAAGAUACUGGGCAUAGAUAUUUCUGAAAAGCAGGCAGGCAGGAUUCUGCAAAGCAUGGAUGCCGAUGGGACAAUGUCAGUGGACUGGAAUGAAUGGCGCGAUCAUUUUCUCUUUAAUCCUGCUUCAGACAUUCAAGGAAUUGUCCGUUAUUGGAAACAUUCCACAGUAUUAGAUAUUGGAGAUAGUUUAACUAUUCCUGAUGAAUUCACUGAAGAAGAGAAGAAGACUGGCCAGUGGUGGAAGCAGCUUUUGUCAGGUGGAGUUGCUGGGGCCGUGUCUCGAACAGGCACAGCACCCCUUGAUCGUCUCAAAGUUAUGAUGCAGGUUCACGGCUCAAAGGGGAAAAUGAACAUAGCUGGUGGCCUGAAGCAAAUGGUGAAAGAAGGAGGAGUCCGUUCCCUUUGGAGGGGAAAUGGUGUGAAUGUUGUCAAAAUUGCACCCGAAACAGCCAUCAAGUUCUGGGCCUAUGAACGGUAUAAGAAAAUGUUUGUUAACGAAGAAGGAAAAAUAGGAACUAUUGAACGAUUUAUAUCUGGUUCUAUGGCUGGAGCAACCGCACAGACAUCUAUUUAUCCUAUGGAGGUAUUAAAAACAAGACUGGCAGUGGGUAAAACAGGUCAAUAUUCAGGAAUGUUUGACUGUGCUAAGAAAAUUUUAAAAACGGAAGGGGUGAAAGCCUUUUACAAAGGUUAUAUUCCUAAUAUUUUGGGAAUAAUUCCAUAUGCUGGCAUCGAUCUGGCUAUUUAUGAG